AUGGAUGAAGAUGUAAGACAAGUCUGUCGUAUCUUAACUUUAUUCUCUUUAUUGUAGUUAAUACCAGGCCAAGGAAAGGCAACUUCCGCACCCAAUACAACAUGGCCUAAGCUUCUCGGGGGCCUCUUUUUAUUCUCUCUGGUUAUUGUGUUCGUUUACUGGUAUGAAGCGGGUGUGGGAUUUACGAGUAGUACGUACUAUCUUCUUUACACAACCCAAAUUUUGGAGAACUCGAUGACUCCUGUUCCAGAUGUACCAGUAAGUUUUGUGAACUGAUUUUUUCGCUAGGACUAUUCUAUCGGGAUGAUUUUCAAAAUUUUUUGCGAAGUUUCAUCAAAUUUUUUGCUCACAACUCUGCAAUCUGCCAAUGUGCUUAAUCAAUUCCUUACGACCCUAAUUUAUAAUAAUUUCCAGCCCAGCCACAAAGUAAUCCUAAUGUGGACCACUUUCUUCGGCUCUCCCAGUUAUUUCUGGGAGCCCGGAAGUAAUUGCAACUACAGCUGCAUCUACACUUACGAUCGUCGAAUGCUCAGUAACGCCUCUCUCCUCAUUUUCCACAUCCGAAAUACGAAUUCAAGAGAUUUGCCGCAAUCAAAUGCACCCAAAGUCUUCUUUUCUUUGGAAUCCCCGUAUCACACCUAUUUCCAGAAGGGGAAACUAAAAUUGGACUAUUUUAAUUACACCAUGACCUACGAAGAGGACAGUGAUAUGCCUCAGCCGUACGAGUAUGAUGUCAAUAAGACUUAUAAUGGGACAGCAAGGACUAUUGAGGAGGUAAGGAAGGGGAAGAACAAAAUGCGGGCCUCGAGACAAAGCUAGAAGCAAUUUUUGUAGCAGGAGAAGUCAUAUAUAUAGAAGGGCAUCCAGAUAUAAAUUUUGCGUAUGGAUUAUAAUUUCAAAAAAUGAUGACUUUUUUGACCACUUAAAAUUCCCUUUUCCAGAUCCGAGAGAUCAUCAGCAAAAAGAGCAAAUUAGCCCUGAUAGCUCAUUCCAAUUGUGCUACGAAGUCCAAACGAGGAGACCUUCUAAAAGCCCUCCAGAAAAGGAUUAACAUCACCCAGGUUGGGCGAUGUGUCUCUCGUUCGUGUAAUUCGCAAUGUUUGGACAAACUUAUUGGUAAGAUUACCUUAUUUACAGAGUGCUAUUAGAAGCCUUAAUUGUCCAAAUUAAUAUAAAUUUUGCUUCAGAGUCCCACUACUUUUACUUCGCCUUCGAAAACUCGAUUUGCAAGGAUUACACGACCGAGAAGUUUUUCCGUUUCACCAAAUACAUUGUUCCCGUCGUUCUCCGCCGCUCCUUCAUGCCAAAAAGAAUACCUCAGGAUCUUUACAUUGCCGUUGAUGACUUUAAAAAUGUGAACGAAUUCGUCGACUACCUCAAUUUGGUCGCUAACAAUCACACUUUGUAUGAACAGUAGGUGUUUUCACAACGUCCAUUUUGUAUUUUAGGUAUUUCAAUUGGUCAAUUGAGGACAAGCUCCCCAGAAUCUAUGACUCAAAAUUCUAUUCAAUGUGCCACAUGUGUAAAAUGGCGCAUACCCUGCCUCCGAAACAAAUCCCGGAUUACCGGAAGGUGUUCGGUGUGGAUAAAUGUGAUGGGAAUUUUGUUCGAAGGUUCCUCAACCAAAAGCCGGUCUAG
Molecule: messenger RNA, 1638 nt
Organism: Bursaphelenchus xylophilus (pine wood nematode)
Lineage: Eukaryota; Metazoa; Nematoda; Chromadorea; Rhabditida; Aphelenchoididae
Source: the annotation of a GenBank genome assembly